UCACUUUUAGCUUUAGAAACGAAUGUUUCUUUAGGCGCAUUGGAAAAUGAAAAUUUUGCUAAUUUUUGCCAUUUUGGCAACAUCAUUGAUAGCCAUCAGGGCUCAGUGCGUGAGUCUCAUGCAUUUGAAUCAACGCUAUGAAGUUCUGCUGCAAAUCAAGAUACAACUGGAGAAACGAGUUUUCGAAUUGCAAUCGAUCCUAAAUAGUCAACCGGAUAGAGAUCCUGAAAUUUUGGCACUUAACGCAUCGAUCGCGAUUCUUCAGCAGCAAUCGUGCCAAGUGGUAGUUCAACCCAAUUAUAAUGAGAUCCAAUGGACUUUAAAAAAUGAACUGGCGGACCUUCUAUCCAGCACACUGAGCCUGAAGUCAUUUGUUGCCAAUAUGCUUCAAGAAGCGAAUAUGGGUCUAAACUCUUACCAACAGUGCUUUAAUCAGCUGCAAUUACCAAGGCCACCUCCAACUUGUCCGUCGACACCGCCACCCACGGAUCCUCCGCCACCCACAGAUCCUCCGCAAAGACCACACACUAGCUGCGCUUACUUAGGCCCCUUUAGUGGCAUAACAACAAUUUCUCUGCCCGGUUUGGAUCCGUUUAGCGUUUUAUGCGAUUCUCAGACAGCAGGACCCGGCUGGCUGGUCAUCCAGAACCGAUACGACGGCUCCGAAGAUUUUUAUAGGAGUUGGGCUGAAUAUCGAGAUGGGUUUGGGCGCCUGAGCGGGGAAUUCUUCCUCGGACUGGAGAAAAUUUAUCGGCUGACCAGUUUUCAACGACACGAGCUGUAUAUCUAUGUGCAGACUUUUAAUAACGAUAUUUAUUGGGCUCGAUACGAUAACUUUUACAUAGGCUCUGAGUUUGAAAACUACAGGCUGAAAAACGUCGGUAGCUAUGUAGGUAUGCAAGAAAGACUCGCCAAACAUGUGGGCAAGGAUUUUUCGACUUAUGACCGAGAAAAUAGCCAUAAAGGCUUCUCUCAAAAAUAUCAUGGCGGCUAUUGGUAUUACAAGGGCUUACUGAAAGGAAGCAACCUUAAUGGCAAAUAUUUCCGAACGGAUGUGGAUGAUAUAUCGAGCAUGCACUGGUACAAAAUGAGGUCUAAUAGAGCAACAAAAAUGCUGAUCCGACCUGUGGGUCAAUAUUAAAAUAUAUAUUUCAAUCAUAUAAAGUCGAAAUAUAAAUCGAAAUAAAAAGUGCAAGCAAAAGUCGAAGUGCUUUAAUUAAUCGACUG
Drosophila arizonae is the source of this 1227-nucleotide messenger RNA. Its product is annotated as ficolin-2-like. Lineage: Eukaryota; Metazoa; Arthropoda; Insecta; Diptera; Drosophilidae. The record is from RefSeq and is a predicted model, not a curated record.